Molecule: messenger RNA, 3666 nt
Organism: Solea senegalensis (Senegalese sole)
Lineage: Eukaryota; Metazoa; Chordata; Actinopteri; Pleuronectiformes; Soleidae
Product: extracellular calcium-sensing receptor-like
Exons: 12
Coding region: 23-3280 (1085 amino acids)
Biological process (GO): G protein-coupled receptor signaling pathway
Cellular component (GO): membrane
Molecular function (GO): G protein-coupled receptor activity
Source: RefSeq, a predicted model, not a curated record
ACUUGGAUGAACCAGAGCAGUCAUGAGAUUACUUGUAGUCACCAGCCUCCUCUUGCUUAUGUUCUCCUGUUUUUCCUCUGCUGUGUCCUCCUCUCUGUAUUCCUCUUGUCAGUUACGGGGACAGUUUGAUCUAAAUGGGAUGCACAAACCUGGCGAUGUGGUCCUAGGUGGAAUUUUCAGAAUUCACUUCUUUCCAGCUUAUCCUGACCUGUCUUUUACCUCAGAGCCACAACAGCCUGACUGCUAUGGUUUUGAUGUUAUAGGAUUCAGGCUGGCUCAGUCCAUGGCCUUUGCUAUUGAUGAGAUCAACAGAAACUCCAACCUGCUGCCUAAUGUGACUCUGGGAUACAGUCUGUAUGAUAACUGCGUUCAACUAGGAACUGGAUUUCGUGCGGCACUGACUUUAGUCAGCGGUCAAGAAGAGCAAGUUACAAUGGAGGAGAGAUGUUUAGGAACUCCUCCAGUCCUGGGGAUUGUGGGUGAUUCUGCCUCUUCAAAUUCUAUAGCAAUUUCUACAGUUUUAGGUCUGAUUGUCAGUGGUGAUGAAUAUGGAGUCCACGUUGCUCGAUCCUUUCGCUCUGAUCUGGGUCCAGCUGAUGGAGUUUGUCUAGCUUACACAGAGAGUUUGCCCUGGGGUGACGACCCUGCUCAACUAAGGAGAAUAGUGAAUGUUGUGAAGAAAUCUACAGCUCGAGUGGUGAUUGUGUUUGCACAUGAGAGUCGUUUGGUCACCCUCAUGAAAGAGUUACAGGGACAGUUUCAUCUCAAUGGGAUGCACAAAACUGGAGAUGUGAUUCUAGGUGGAAUUUUCAGACUUCACUUCUUUCCAGCUUAUCCUGACUUGUCUUUUACCUCAGAGCCACAACAGCCUACCUGCUAUGGUUUUGAUGUCAUAGGAUUCAGAUUGUCUCAGACCAUGGCCUUUGUUAUCGAUGAGAUCAACCGAAACUCCAACCUGCUGUCUGAUGUGACUCUGGGAUACAGUCUGUAUGAUAACUGCGUCCAACUAGGAAUUGGAUUUCGUGCAGCACUGACUUUAGUCAGUGGUCAAGAGAAGCAAGUUACAUUAGAGGAGAGCUGUUUAGGAACUCCUCCAGUCUUAGGGAUUGUGGGUGAUUCUUCUUCGACUCGUACUAUUGCCAUAUCCACAGUCUUAGGUUCUUACAGAGUGCCUCUGGUGAGUUAUUUUGCCACAUGUUCCUGCCUGAGUGACAGACAAAAGUUCCCAUCUUUCUUUCGGACGAUCCCGAGUGAUGCUUUUCAGGUGAAUGCUAUGAUUCAGAUUUUAAAACACUUUGGUUGGACUUGGGCCGGUCUGCUCAUCAGUGAUGAUGAUUAUGGAGUCCACGCUGCCCGAUCCUUUCACUCUGAUCUGGGUCCAGCUGGUGGAGGUUGUCUGGCUUACACAGAGAUUUUGCCCCGGGCUUAUAACCCUGCUGAACUAAGGAGAAUAGUGGAUGUGAUGAGGAAAUCUACAGCUCGAGUGGUGAUUGUGUUUGCACAUGAGAGUCGGAUGUUCAAUCUUAUGAAAGAGGUGGUGAGGCAGAAUGUGACAGGCCUGCAGUGGAUGGCUAGUGAAGCCUGGACAUCAGGUACUUCACUCCAGACACCCCAACUCAUGCCGUACUUGGGUGGAACACUGGGCAUUGCCAUCAGACGAGGGAAAAUACCUGGGCUUAGGGACUUCCUGUUACAAAUAAGUCCGGACAAAGACCACAACAACACUGAAGGAAAUAGCAUGGUGAAUCAGUUUUGGGAACACACAUUUCAGUGUAGAUUUGCACCACCUCCAGCAGGUUGGGUGGAAGCUGGAGGAGAAUUAUGCACUGGACAGGAAGUUAUAGAAAAUGUGGAGAAUGAGUUCUUGGAUGUUUCAGACCUAAGGCCAGAGUAUAACGUGUAUAAGGCUGUGUACGCUCUGGCAUAUGCUCUUGAUGACAUGCUGCAGUGUGAGCCAGGGAGAGGACCUUUCAGCAACAACACCUGUGCUCAUUUACAAAGACUGGAGCCAUGGCAGUUAAUGUAUUAUUUGGAAAAAGUAAACUUCACAACAACAUUUGGUGAUCAAGUGUCAUUUGAUGAAAAUGGUGAUGCCUUACCAAUAUAUGACAUCAUGAACUGGGUGUGGCUCCCUGAUGGAACAUCUAAUGUUCAGAGAGUGGGUGAGGUUAAGAGGUCAACCUUCAAAGGUGAAGAACUCACACUGGAUGAAAAUAAAAUCUUCUGGAACUAUGAAUCAAAACAGCCUCCUUGGUCAGUUUGCAGUGAGAGCUGUCCUCCAGGUACCCGCGUGGCCAGAAAGAAAGGAGAACCUGAGUGUUGUUUUGACUGUGUCCCUUGUUCAGAGGGAAAGAUCAGCAAUACAACUGACUCCAUGGAAUGCACCAGUUGUCCAGAAGAUUUCUGGUCCAGCCCCCAGCGUGACCACUGUGUUCCUAAGAAAACAGAGUUCCUCUCUUACCAUGAGCCUCUGGGUAUCUGCUUGACAACCACCUCACUGUUGGGCACAUGUAUCUGUGGUGCUGUUCUGGGCAUCUUCAUCCAUCAUCACAGCACACCUAUAGUUCGUGCCAACAAUUCAGAACUCAGUUUUCUUCUCUUGGUGUCACUCAAAUUGUGUUUCUUGUGUUCAUUGCUCUUCAUUGGACGACCCAGAUUAUGGACUUGCCAACUAAGACAUGCAGCAUUUGGCAUCAGCUUUGUGCUUUGUGUCUCAUGUAUCCUGGUGAAAACCAUGGUGGUUCUGGCUGUGUUCAGGGCCUCCAAACCAGGAGGUGAGUCCAGUCUCAAGUGGUUUGGUGCUGUGCAGCAGAGAGGGACAGUUCUGGUUCUGACUUCUAUUCAAGCAGCAAUCUGCACUGCCUGGCUUGUCUCUGCUUCACCAAUGCCUCAUAAAAACACACAGUAUCACAAUGACAAGAUAGUUUAUGAGUGUGUAGUUGGGUCCACAGUUGGUUUUGCAGUUUUACUUGGUUAUAUUGGUUUACUGGCUGUCCUCAGUUGUUUGUUAGCUUUUCUAGCAAGGAAUCUUCCAGACAGUUUCAAUGAGGCCAAACUCAUUACUUUCAGCAUGUUGAUCUUCUGUGCAGUGUGGGUGGCCUUUGUCCCUGCAUAUAUCAGCUCACCAGGCAAAUAUGCAGAUGCAGUGGAGGUAUUUGCCAUCCUGACCUCCAGUUUUGGCCUCUUGGUGGCACUGUUUGGACCUAAAUGUUACAUAAUCCUGUUGAGACCAGAGAGAAACACAAAGAAAGCCAUCAUGGGUCGAGGCACUGGGACUUAAAAACAGCAAAAAUACAGAAAUAAUCAAUUCAUUCCUUAAUACAAUAAUUCAGGUACAGAAUAUGUUAAUAAUGAUGUUAAUGUUAUGUGAGAAAGUAUGCUCAGAAACACAUAGUCAUUUAUAGUAAUGUACAGUAUGUAUUGAACAGAGAGACAUACUUUUCAUUGGAACACACAAAAUCCAAAAGAGAAUCCACAAUUUGUAAUCUUAAUGUGAAUUUCACAUCAUCUCCAUUAUGCUCCAGUCCAUUUUUGCUCUAUGUGAUGAGUUGGUAUAGGUUUUGAUAUCCCAGUUCUCUGUGAGUAGUACAUGUAGUGCAGUGACACCAGGCUUUGUGUAGUCAAAUUCAUAUUUUGUUAAAUAAAAGUGCAAGAGUGGAAAUCCUU